AUGGAAGACUGCACAGGAAAUGAAGUCAUCAAGUCGGGAAAGAUAGUUGUUCACGGAAUCAUCGGGGGCAUUCCGAUUCCCUUCUCCCUCCCAGAUAACGACCUCUGCCAUUUCGUCAAACCUGGCUGCACAAUCCAGCCAAAUGCCAUCGAGCAAAUGGACUACGAGCUCUUUGUUAAAGAAUCCUAUCCAUCGAUUCACGUGACCAUCAAGUGGGAAUUGGUAGAUGAAACUGGUGGCGAUGUUAUAUGUAUCAAAUUCCCAGCACAAUUAUCAAGCACACCACCCCCUCCUCAACGCCCUACCACCCUCUUCGGCCAUAUUCGGCAACUCUUUAAAAAAUGGUUCCAUUUCGGGGCCUAA
Molecule: messenger RNA, 363 nt
Organism: Mesocestoides corti
Lineage: Eukaryota; Metazoa; Platyhelminthes; Cestoda; Cyclophyllidea; Mesocestoididae
Source: the annotation of a GenBank genome assembly